CGUUUUUUGUUGUUUUUGGUCCUAAUCAAAUAAAAUACAAUUCCUAAAAUGUCGGAAUAAAUUCACAUUCAGCGAAUGGUUCACUCACAAACAUGUUUUGCAAUCUUUUAUUUCAGAUAAUCUUUCACUUCACAAUGGUUCUUGACAUUGACCAGUUCCGACCUGAGAAGGGAGGAAACCCGGAGAAAAUCCGGGAGAAUCAGAAAAACCGGUUUUGUGACGUCUCUUCUGUCGAUCGUAUUAUCGAUCUUGAUAACCAGUGGCGGGCUGCAAGGCAUGCGGCUGAUAACUGGAACAAGUUGAAGAACAUGGUCUCCAAGGCUAUCGGAGAGAAGAUGAAGAAGAAGGAACCCGUCGGAGAUUCAGAUUCUUUAGAGGAGUCAAUAGUUGCUGGUCUCUCAGAUUUAAGCUUGGAGAUCUGUGGAGGUUUGACGGUUACCCAGAUGAAGAAAAUUAGAAUCUUGAUAGACGAGGCGGUUGAAUCUAACAGUAAGGAUUUGGUUAAGCUAGAGGAGGAGAGGGAUAAUGUGCUCAAGGAAAUGGGAAACUGGCUCCACCCAAGUGUUCCUAUUAGUAAUGACGAGGAUGCAGACAAUAGAACUGAAAGAACUUGGGGAGAUAUUGAGAAGAGAACUAAAUAUAGUCAUGUCGAUCUUAUUCACAUGAUCGGUGGGGCAGAUCUUGAGCGUGGAACAGUUACCAGCGGUGGAAGAGGCUACUAUCUUCAGGGUCCUGCAGUGUUUCUUCAGCAGGGUCUUAUUCAGCUUUCCUUGCAAACUUUGUACAAGAGAGAUUAUACUCCCCUGUACACACCGUUCUUCAUGAAGAAGGAGAUAAUGCAGGAGGUUGCCCAGCUCUCACAGUUUGAUGAUGAACUUUACAAGGUAGUAGGUAGUUCCUCCACAAACACAUCAAUUGCGUCAAACAUUAAGUUCCCUGAUCCAUCCACAUCUGAUGGAUUAGUCCACCUUGACAAAUAUUUGGCCGAUAAAAGCUAUAUUAUCGGUGUCGAACCUUCCCAGGCUGAUGUAGAAAUGUUCCAGAAAAUUUCUGGAAAAUCCGUGAAAAAGUGUGAAAAUAUUUCUCGCUGGUUCAACCAUAUUAAAUCAUUUGUUGGAGAGUUUAAAAGUCUAAAAGAAGUUGGUGUUCCUGGUUCAAGCCCCAACUCUGGAACAAGUUUAGGAAAGGUUGUGGGAAAGGGAAGUGAGAAUAAGGAUGAUAAGAGCGUGGAUGAGAAGUAUUUGAUCGCUACAUCAGAGCAACCUAUUGCUGCAUUCCACAGGGAUGAGUGGAUUAAUGAAAAAGAUCUUCCAAUCAAAUACGCUGGAGUCUCUUCAUGCUUCAGACAAGAGGUUGGAUCUCAUGGUCGAGAUACUAGAGGCAUAUUUCGAGUUCAUCAGUUUGAGAAGGUUGAACAGUUUGUGAUUACAUCCCCCCAUGAUGACUGCAGCUGGAAGAUGAUGGAUGAAAUGAUUGACAAUGCGGAGACUUUCUGCAAGUUGUUGAAUAUCCCGUACAGAAUUGUGUGUAUCGUGUCUGGAGCUUUGAACAAUGCCGCAGCAAAGAAGCUUGAUCUUGAAGCUUGGUUUCCAGGCAGUGGAGCUUUCAGGGAGCUGGUUUCUUGCAGCAACUGCUUGGAUUAUCAGGCUAGAAGACUUAGAGUUCGGUAUGGUCAAACUAAGAAAAUGAACCAGGCGACUGAGUACUGUCAUAUGUUGAAUGCUACAAUGUGUGCUGUGACUAGGGUUAUCUGUGUUCUCUUGGAGAUGAAUCAAACUGAAACAGGCAUUAAAGUUCCUGAAGCCUUGAAGAUGUAUAUGCCGGAAAAGUACAAGGAAGAGAUUCCUUUUGUGAAUGCUGCGCCUAUUGAUGAGGCAGAAAGCAAGAAGGCAAAGAAACAGAAGGAGGGAAUGAAGAAAUAGAAGAUUGUCAAGAUGAACAUGAAGAUGAUUAAGAUCAUCACUUGAAACCGGAGACUCCUUGUGAUUUCAUAUUUCUAGCUUUAACAUCGAACCUAAACCAGUUAAACCAGUUAAUCCAGUUCGAAAAUUUGAGAAAUUAUUUUCAUCACAUUUAUAGAACUAAAGAAAUUCUCCUGGUCGGUUUAUCAUUCUCUAGCACAUUCUUUUUUUCCCACAGCUCAAACUCUCAUUUAGUAAAAUGGUUGCUUAAUGGCUUGGUUUCAGA
Eurytemora carolleeae is the source of this 2187-nucleotide messenger RNA. It is a transcript of the gene SerRS, whose product is annotated as probable serine--tRNA ligase, cytoplasmic. Gene Ontology annotation, biological process: seryl-tRNA aminoacylation. The transcript is spliced from 19 exons. Lineage: Eukaryota; Metazoa; Arthropoda; Copepoda; Calanoida; Temoridae. Gene Ontology annotation, cellular component: cytosol. Gene Ontology annotation, molecular function: serine-tRNA ligase activity; ATP binding; tRNA binding. The coding region runs from base 93 to 1922 and encodes 609 amino acids. The record is from RefSeq and is a predicted model, not a curated record.